CCGCCGCUCUGUGCUGCAGCUGCCUCUGAGGCCUGCUAGCUCAUGUGAGACAGGCUCAAUGUGAGUCCCCCCUGCCCUCAUCCUCCCCGUGCCCACAGACAGACACACAGACAGACACACAGACAGACAGACAGGUGGGUGUGCAUGAACUCGGCCUGCUGGGAGUCAAGGGAAGGAGGAAUUUUCGGGGAGUGGCGUCUCAGAGAGGCUUCCUGUUUCCUCCCCUUGCUCUCAAAGAGAAGGGGCUCAGAGCUGGACGUCAGGGAGGGGACGAGCUCGGUGCGGCUCCUGGUGCGAGAGAUGACUCACAGGCCCCAGGUCAGAUUGAGGGAGUAGUUGUUCAGACGCAGCCCCAAACAAGACGUUACAAGCGGAUGGAUCAGUGGAGCGGGGGAUGAGCCUGAAGAGGUGUACAGUCAUAGGGCUGUGACGCAGUGAGAGGGGAUGGGGUAACUGGUCCCCGAGCCGCCUCUGAAUGUCCGUGACCAUGGCGAAGCGUGAGACCGGCAGCGCCAGCCCCGUGGUCCGGCAGAUAGACAAGCAGUUCCUGGUCUGCAGCAUCUGUCUGGAUCAUUACCACAACCCCAAGGUGCUGCCCUGCCUGCACACCUUCUGCGAGAAAUGUCUACAGAACUACAUCCCUCCCCAGUCUCUGACGCUGUCCUGCCCCGUGUGCAGACAGACCUCCAUCUUGCCGGAGAAGGGCGUGGCGGCCCUGCAGAACAACUUCUUCAUCACCAACCUGAUGGAGGUGCUGCAGCGAGACCCCGAGUGCAGCCAGCCCGAGGCCUGCAACGUGCUCGAGUCGGCCAGUGCAGCCACGGCCUGUCAGCCCCUCUCCUGUCCCAACCACGAGGGCAAGGUGAUGGAGUUUUACUGCGAGUCGUGUGAGACCGCCAUGUGUCUGGAGUGCACGGAGGGAGAACACAGGGAACAUGUGACGGUUCCUCUGAGGGACGUGCUGGAGCAACACAAGUCCGCACUCAGCAACCAGCUGGACACCGUGCGCAACAGACUACCUCAGUUGACGGCUGCCAUUGACCUGGUGAAUGAAAUCUCCAAGCAGCUUUCAGACAGGAAGAAUGACGCCGUGACCGACAUCAGCAACACGUUCGACGAGCUGGAGAAGGCGUUACACCAACGCAAGACGGCCCUGGUCACUGAGGUGGAGAACAUCUGCAGCACCAAGCAGAAGGUGCUUCAGGUGCAGCUGACCUCUCUGCUUCAGGGCAAAGAAAACAUCCAGAGCAGCUGCAACUUCACGGAGCAGGCGCUGAGCCACGGCACCGCCACGGAGGUGCUGCUGGUCCAGAAGCAGAUGGGCGAGCGGGUCAGCGCCCUGGCACGGCACACCUUCCCCGAGCAGCCUCACGAGAACGGUCACCUCGAGUGCCAGGUAGAGACGGACGGACUGAGGCGCUCCAUCCAGAACCUGGGGGUCCUGAUCACGACGGGGGCCGUGGGCCACACGAGCGUCGCCACCGGUGAAGGCCUGCGACACGCGCUGGUCGGCCAGCACACCACCGUCACGGUCACCACCAAGGACAAGGACGGGGAACUGGUGAAAACUGGAAACGCUGCUCUCAGGGCAGAGAUCAUCUCGGCGGACGGAGCGUGCACCGAGGCUGAGGUGGCGGACAACAAAAACGGCACCUACGAGGUCGGCUACACCAUCCGCACGGAGGGAGAGUACACCUUCUCCCUGCUGCUGUACGAGCAGCCGGUGAGGGGGGGGCCGUACCGCCUGCGGGCCGUCAAACCGUCCGACGUCCUGCAGUCGCCGGAGGACGUGAAGAGAAGAGUGAAGUCCCCGAGCGGAGGGGGGGGUCACGUGCGACAGAAGGCCGUGCGCAGGCCCUCCAGCAUGUACAGCACCACCAAGAAGAAGGAGAACCCCAUCGAGGACGAGCUGAUCUACAGAGUGGGAACCAGAGGUCGAGACAAAGCCGAAUUCACCAACCUACAAGGCAUCUCCACCUCCAGUAACGGUCGGAUUGUGGUGGCGGACAGCAACAACCAGUGCAUACAGGUCUUCUCAAACGACGGCCAGUUCAAGAUGAGGUUCGGGGUCCGGGGCCGUUCCCCGGGGCAGCUGCAGCGCCCCACCGGGGUCACGGUGGACGUGAACGGAGACAUCAUCGUGGCCGACUACGACAACAGGUGGAUCAGCAUCUUCUCCUCGGACGGCAAAUUCAAGAGCAAGAUCGGCGCCGGGAGGCUGAUGGGACCGAAAGGCGUCGCCGUGGAUAAGAACGGCCACAUCAUCACCGUUGAUAACAAAGCAUGCUGCGUCUUCAUCUUCCAAGCCAACGGGAAGCUGGUGACCAAGUUCGGAGCGAGAGGAACUUCAGACAGACACUUUGCAGAAAAAAGUGGUGCAAACAUUGCACUGGAGCAAAAGAUUAGUAAAUCUGGCCCAGUUUUCAGUCCUCACUUUGUGGCCGUAAAUAACAAGAAUGAAAUUGUGGUGACAGACUUCCACAACCAUUCAGUUAAGGUGUACAACGCAGACGGGGAGUUCCUGUUUAAAUUCGGUUCCCACGGAGAAGGGAACGGACAGUUCAACGCUCCCACAGGCGUGGCCGUGGACGCCAACGGGAACAUCAUCGUUGCAGAUUGGGGCAACAGUCGGAUCCAGGUGUUCGACAGCUCAGGCUCCUUCCUGUCCUACAUCAACACCACAGCGGACCCCCUGUACGGGCCCCAGGGCCUGGCCCUCACGUCCGACGGCCACGUGGCAGUGGCCGACUCCGGGAACCACUGCUUCAAGGUCUACCGCUACCUGCAGUAGAGACCUGAGGGGGCGGUGCCGUCCUCACCACUGCAAAGCACUGACAGACGACAACAACCAAUGUAAUCCACAGGGUGCAACGACCUUUCCACUGCAGCCUUUCGAUGUGCACAUCAGACCCCCCCCCCCCCCCCCCCCCCCCUCCUACCGGAUGUAAUUACGUGUCUGAACCUGAGUUUUAAUCUUAAUGCCGUGUAGUGGAGGUUGGUUUUCUUAAAGUUGGGUGAUGUGGCGUCUUUGGGACGAGUCGUGGACAUGAAGCUACGGACUGGUUUUGAGGGCAGAAGCUUUCUGGUGUCGUGUCCCCUCAGAUUGUGAGAGCUGGACCUGGUAGGAGGAUGAAGUAUUUAAUGAGCCAUAACUCGUCCAAAUGCAUGAAGUUUUCUUUGAUCUCCACGCCUAGGCAGCAGCACAGUGUACCCAUCCGUUGCUUUCCUCAUCCACUCGUAGAUGCUUACAGUGAAGUGAACAGCGCCGCGCUUUCUUUAGCAGUUAAAAUGUACAAAAAAUAAUAAUCUUUUAGGGACAUCUCACGUGACAUAACUCACACCACCAUCCGUGCAUUGAUUUGCUGUAUGUACUGUAUAUACAUAAAUGUAUAUUGUGUAUAUUAGAUCACUCGGUAUGUGCUAUGAAUUUGAGACACGGGCCUUUUGGCUCCUGGGGGGGGGGGGGGGGCAGCAGUCAAGGACUUUCUAGGAUUUUAAACGUGUGUACGGCAGCUGUUUAAAAAUACAAAAACAAAGAUUGUGCUUUCUGAACAUACCCAGCACUUGCUGAAUAAGAAGACAUGUGUCAUAUUUAUUGCUAAUGUAAGCAGCACAAUAAUCCUUUUUUUUGUUCAUGUCUGUUGAUUCAAAGGGAAAAAAAACUAACAAAACGACAAAAAAAGCUAAUUUAUUUUAUUUUAUACACUAGUUCAGCAUUUACAAAUUAUUUUUCUAAACGGGUGUGUGCUUUCUUUUCACACUUUUCACCGUAAAGGAGAAUUCACAUCCAGCUGAAAUCUGUGUUUGUGCACGUAGGGAAGCAGUUUUCUAAAACUAGUGACACAUUUUCUCUAUUUUCAUUUGGGAAGUCAUCAAAAAUUACAGAUGAAUGGCUGAAGAUUUCCAGAAUGGUUUCAUACAAUACAUAGAAUUUUUUUUUUUUUUGUUGCCUUUUUCCAAACCGGAUUCAGAAAUAACACAUAUCUCAGGAAACCCAUUCAUAUCACACACAAACAAUAGAAACAAAAUGGUUUCAAAGAUUUUGGGAUUUUUUUGAAACGGAGAUGUUGUGAGAAAACUGCUGACCUGUGCAAAACACGAGAUUAUAAAACUAUUGGAAUGGAGCAUGAAUUCUGUUUUACCAUCUUUUCUGUUUUUGUUUUUGUUUUGCUUGCACAUAGGAAACCAUGACAAGUGUUACAUUUAUAAGACAAUAUUUACCAGAAACCUCAUCCAGGAUUCGGCUGUCUGAACAAAACAAACGCUGUUAUAUCCCAGUUUCCGCCUGAACUGUAUCAAGCCAUGUAGAGUAAAAAACCCUUGUACCAGUAGAGGUGUUGCUGCUCCUGCUUCUCCCAGUGUUCAUUCUCUGUACUGUCAAACGAAACCCUGGUGCCAGAGCAGAUGAAGAGAGCAGGUGCAGGAAGGACGGCAGCUUCCUGGUCCGAUAUAAUCACCAACACCAGCCGGAGGUGACCUGCCGUCACCAGUUAACUCCACCAGGAAGCUGCCGUUUCACGUGUUGUUUGACUUGUUGCCAAACAGGAGCCCGGACAUCUUUCACAGAGUCGAGGGGUUUCCACCUUUUUUAGCAUUUUAACCUGCGCUGUUUGUGUCACACCACUACAAACGAUUUUUGUUUUUCUUUAUGAAUAUGCACUGGUAAUAAAAGCACAUGGUUUACUGA
Messenger RNA from Platichthys flesus (European flounder), 4687 nucleotides. RefSeq names its product tripartite motif-containing protein 3-like. The coding region runs from base 476 to 2791 and encodes 771 amino acids. Gene Ontology annotation, molecular function: translation repressor activity; protein binding; ubiquitin protein ligase activity. Gene Ontology annotation, biological process: proteasome-mediated ubiquitin-dependent protein catabolic process; protein polyubiquitination; negative regulation of translation. The record is from RefSeq and is a predicted model, not a curated record. The transcript has 13 exons. NCBI's taxonomy places the organism in Eukaryota, Metazoa, Chordata, Actinopteri, Pleuronectiformes, Pleuronectidae.